AUGCUGGAUUUACUUGGAUAUAAAAGUUUGGAUCAGUUGACGAACGAUGCUGUGCCCAAGAAAAUUCAAUUGCAGGGUCUCAUGAAUAUCGACGAUCCCAUGAGUGAAUAUGACCUUAUUGUACGAAUACGUAAAAUUGCGGAAAAGAAUCAAAUAUGGCGAUCAUACAUUGGCAUGGGAUACCAUAACUGUUGUGUACCGCACACAAUAAUGCGAAAUCUCUUUGAAAAUCCUGGCUGGACUACGCAAUAUACGCCUUAUCAACCUGAGGUGGCUCAAGGGAGGUUGGAAGGCCUUCUCAAUUAUCAAACAAUGGUCAGUGACCUCACCGGCCUGGACGUCGCAAAUGCAUCAUUGUUAGAUGAGGGCACGGCUGCUGCGGAGGCACUAUCGCUUUGCCACAGGCACAACAAAAGGACAAAGUUUGUCGUAUCGGAGCGCUUGCAUCCGCAGACGCUAGCGGUGGUGCAAACCCGUUUGGACGCUUUGGGCCUCGAGGUGAAAGUGGUGCCGGACGUACGCCGCGCUGAUUUCGCCCAAAGGGAUAUCUCUGCUGUCCUGUUACAAUGCCCCGACACUAGGGGAUUGGUUUAUGACUACUCGGCAUUAGCAGCUGCGGCGCACGAACACGGUACUCUAGUGGUGGUGGCGACGGACCUCCUAGCCAUGGCUUUGCUUCGGCCUCCAGCGGAGUGUGGUGCUAACCUCGCGGUCGGUACGUCACAGCGACUGGGGGUUCCCCUUGGCUACGGGGGCCCUCACGCUGGUUUCUUCGCGGCCGAACACGCCUUGGUGCGUUUGAUGCCUGGCCGAAUGGUGGGCGUGACGAGAGAUGCUUCUGGAAGAGAUGCGUAUAGGUUAGCUUUGCAGACCAGGGAGCAGCAUAUCCGUCGUGACAAAGCGACGUCUAAUAUUUGUACUGCUCAGGCUCUUUUGGCUAAUAUGUCCGCGAUGUUCGCCGUUUAUCACGGACCGCAGGGUCUACGAGACAUCGCAACACGAGUCCAUAAUGCUACCCUUGUCCUGGAUCACGGUAUAAAAGAACGUGGACAUAAGCAAUCCAAUGACGUUUUCUUCGACACUCUACAUAUUGUUCCUCAUCCCGAACAUGAUGCGACCGCCAUCAAAGCGCGGGCGCAAGAGAAGAAGGUAAACCUUCGAUACUUCGACGAUGGAGCAGUUGGAGUUGCGUUAGACGAAACUACUACAAUGGAAGAUGUCCAAGAUUUACUGUGGAUAUUCGACUGCAACAAAGUUGACCAAGUUAUACAAGGUGGUGAUGUGACAUCAAAAAGCGUGUUGAAAGGUCCAUUCCGUAGGACUUCGCCGUAUCUCACACACCCGGUAUUCAAUAUGCACCAUUCUGAAACCAGGAUAGUCCGAUAUAUGAAGAGAUUGGAAAACAAAGAUAUUUCUUUAGUUCAUUCUAUGAUACCUUUGGGCUCCUGCACGAUGAAACUGAACUCGACGACGGAAAUGAUGCCAUGUUCGUUCAGACAUUUCACGGAAAUCCACCCAUUUGCACCAUUGGACCAGUGCCAAGGCUACCAUACGCUCUUUGAGGAGCUCGCUAAAGACCUUUGCGCUAUCACAGGCUACGACCGUGUCUCUUUUCAACCUAACAGCGGGGCGCAAGGCGAGUACGCGGGCCUGCGGACGAUCAAACGCUACCACGAGUUCCGGGGCGACGCGGGCCGGAACAUCUGCAUGAUCCCAGUGAGCGCGCACGGCACCAACCCGGCCUCCGCGCACAUGGCCGGGAUGCGGGUCUGCGCCGUGCGCGUCAAGCCGUCCGGCGAUAUAGACAUGGAGCACUUGAAGGAUCUGGUUGAGGAGCACAGCGCAAAGCUGUCCUGUCUUAUGCUGACAUAUCCAAGUACGUUUGGCGUGUUUGAAGAGCGCGCCGCUGAUGUCUGUGCGCUGGUUCACGCGCAUGGGGGCCAGGUUUACCUCGACGGUGCCAAUAUGAACGCUCAGGUGGGGUUGUGUCGACCGGGUGAUUAUGGGAGUGACGUAUCCCAUUUGAAUCUGCACAAAACCUUCUGCAUCCCUCACGGCGGCGGUGGUCCAGGAAUGGGGCCAAUUGGCGUCAAAGCUCAUUUGGCACCGUUUCUACCGUCACACCCUGUGGUGGACCCAUUGGCCGAUUUGGGCGAUGCGGCCCACAGCUUCGGCUCGGUGAGCGCCGCACCAUUUGGGUCGUCUGCUAUCCUGCCGAUUUCGUGGGCGUACAUAAAGAUGAUGGGACCUAAGGGUUUGAAGCGAGCGACGCAAGUGGCCAUAUUAAAUGCCAACUACAUGUCGAAGAGACUGGAAGGACACUACAAGACUCUGUAUAAAGGCGAGAGGGGUCUUGUUGCGCAUGAAUUUAUUAUCGACGUCCGGGACCUAAAGAAGACCGCGAACAUCGAACCGAGCGACAUUGCUAAGCGUCUCAUGGAUUAUGGUUUCCACGCCCCCACAAUGUCUUGGCCGGUGGCCGGGACGCUUAUGAUCGAGCCGACCGAAUCCGAAGACCUGCAAGAGCUGGAGCGAUUCUGCGAAGCCCUGAUAUCGAUCCGUAGCGAGAUAAAAGAUAUAGAGGACGGUCUGAUAGACAAACGACUGAAUCCACUGAAAAUGGCGCCACAUACGCAAGAAGCAGUUAUAACAGAGGAAUGGAAUAGGCCAUAUACAAGAGAGCAAGCCGCCUUUCCAGCUCCCUUUGUAAAAGGAGAGACAAAAAUUUGGCCCACUGUUGGUCGAAUUGAUGACAUGUAUGGUGACAAGCAUCUUGUGUGCACCUGCCCUCCAGUUCUUGACGAUUUC
Iphiclides podalirius (scarce swallowtail) is the source of this 2808-nucleotide messenger RNA. The record is from the annotation of a GenBank genome assembly. Lineage: Eukaryota; Metazoa; Arthropoda; Insecta; Lepidoptera; Papilionidae.